CUGUGGCUUUCUCUACUGCUUGACUGCCUGUGAACUUAAAUAAACUGAUUGAUUACAAGGAAAGAGACUGCACUCAAAACAGUACCUGGGAGGAAUUAGAAGACUAUUUUCCCACUCAAAGGAAUCACCACCUUCAGUUUAGAAGCAACAGCACAAGGAAAGAACAAAAGUCUGAUGACCAAUGGCUUAUAUUUCCUAAAUCAUCUGCACUACUUUCAGCUGGACCACCUGUUUAACUUUUUCCUGUUAUCCAAAAAGUUUGGUAAAAUAGAAAAAUGAACCAGACAGAAGCUGGAUUUCCAUUCUCAAACAGUAGUGACUCCAUAAUUAGGAUCUUGGGUUGCUGUACCCAAGCUUCUGUUGUAACAGACGAUGGGUUUGAUGUGUCCUCUCCUGACGAGAGAAACCUUUUCAUCAUGAGAGUGGUUCAGAUCGCAGUGAUGUGUGUUCUGUCCCUCACUGUAGUUUUUGGCAUCUUCUUUCUUGGGUGUAAUCUCCUUAUCAAAUCUGAAGGGAUGAUAAACUUUCUCGUUAAGGAAAGAAGACCAUCCAAAGAAAUCGAAGCAGUGAUUGAUGGACCUUACUGAGGUGAAUCGGGUAAAUUUUGGUAACAACACAAGCCUGAUGAUAUCCCAAAGGAGCUAAACAGUGAACACAGGUAACACCUGUAGGAAGAGAUGUGAACAGUGAGUUUCCUGGAAACCGACACUGCACGAACGUCAG
This is a messenger RNA of Pelobates fuscus (common spadefoot toad), 723 nucleotides long. RefSeq names its product reprimo, TP53 dependent G2 arrest mediator homolog (gene RPRM). Bases 276 to 587 code for a protein of 103 amino acids. NCBI's taxonomy places the organism in Eukaryota, Metazoa, Chordata, Amphibia, Anura, Pelobatidae. The transcript is spliced from 2 exons. The record is from RefSeq and is a predicted model, not a curated record.